AUGGCAGCGACACUGGACGGCCAGCACACGCCCGCCAAACCCGUUGCGAUCCGCUCUGCUGGCAUGAAGCUGGACCCGCCCCAUAUACACAACAUCAAGACGCUCAGCGCCAGCGUCGACAUCAUGUCGCCCGUCAACCAGAACGGCUGCUUCGAGUUCGACCGCAUCAUCAAGGCCGGCACCGUCGUCAAGCGCACGAGGAAGACAAAGCAAUGGAAGCCCGUCUACAUCGUCCUGCGCCCCAACUGCCUCUCCAUCUACAAGGACAAGCACGAGACCAAGCUGCGCCACCAGAUCAACCUCUCCGAGAUCACGGCAGUUGCGCGCCAGAGGGACUCGAAGAAGAAGAUGGAGCACGUCUUUGGCAUCUUUUCGCCCGCCCGCAACUACCACCUCGGCGCAUCCACAGACAAAGACGCUCAGGACUGGGUGCACCUCAUACGUACCGAGGCGCGCAUUGGCGAGCACGAGGCUGAGAUGACCGUCAUGAGUCCCACAGCCACAAAGAAGACGUUUGCAGGCUUUGGCCGCGCAACCAGAGAAAACAUUGUUUCCAGUUCCUCCGAGACAGAGCCGAGACCCUCGAGCUCCAUCGCCCCGGAGAACAUGCACAGCGCCCGCCGUCCCUCACAAGCCCUCAACUACUCCGGCGGCGAGCGCGGCUCCAUCUCCGACUUUGACUUCUCCGACACCAACCAAGCCUCCGCCAACUCUCCGCCCCCGAGAACACCACAGCAGCAACAACCCAACGCGAGCCAGCAGAGCAACAUCGGCGCCACACCCGACGACGAGCGCGUCGUCUACCACGGCUGGCUCUAUGUCCUCAAAUCCAAAGGCGGCGUGCGCCAGUGGAAGAAGAUCUGGGUGGUGCUGCGACCAAAGUGCCUUGCUUUUUACAAAAACGACGAUGAAUACUCCGCGACCCACAUCAUCCCCUUCACCAACAUAAUCGAUGCCGUCGACAUAGACCCACUCUCGCGAAGCAAGCAAUACUGCAUGCAGGUCAUAUGCGAGGACAAGAAUUACAAAUUCUGCGCUUCAGACGAAGAUGCCCUAGCCAAGUGGCUCGGCGCGUUCAAGAGCUUGCUGGUCAAGAAGAAGGAAGUGCCUCAGACACGCAUACAGCAGGCAGCUCCUAGCACCAUCAACAUCCAACCAGCAACCCCAAGCCUCGUGUCUUCACCCAUACUGCCAGCGCAGCAGCCUCUCUCCAUCAGAUGA
Alternaria postmessia is the source of this 1221-nucleotide messenger RNA. RefSeq lists its product as uncharacterized. The transcript is spliced from 2 exons. The record is from RefSeq and is a predicted model, not a curated record. NCBI's taxonomy places the organism in Eukaryota, Fungi, Ascomycota, Dothideomycetes, Pleosporales, Pleosporaceae. The coding region runs from base 1 to 1221 and encodes 406 amino acids.